UGACAUGGUUGUUUCAAACGUUCAAAAGUAUUACGUAUUAGAGUGAACGUUAAGAAGUGUAUGGUUCGAACAAACAAAACAAGACUUAACCUAACUCAGUAGUCAGUCAAUACGGAAUAUUAUAUUAUAAUACAUUCAGUGAGAAUUUACUUGUUUAAUAUUAACCUAACUACAAAGUGGUUUGUGAAAUUACGUUGUUAAUGAUGUAUUAAUAGUCAGAUGAAUUUAUUUUAUAUUAGUUUAAUAUAAUUUUUCGUCAUGAAGUUAGUGAAAAUAUUAAUUCUUAUUGUGAUAAUAAUACCAACUUCCUUAUCAUAUGUUCCUUACUGUGCUACAAGUGAAAAGGGACAAAAGAGUCAAUUAACUGCAGAUUUCAACCCCAUUGUAUGUAAUGCAAAAUUUGGGCAGCAGUAUAAUGGAAAUGUUACCAAUGACACUGAGUUUAUCUUUGUGUUUCCAAAAGAUAGGAAAAUUACUUCACCUGCUAGAAUAACAGUAGUUAGUAAAGAUGCUGCACCAUCACAUCCAUUGUUAGUGGUGGUUACACAGUUGAAAUCUAUACUUUCUUGGCAAAUCCCCCUCGUAACAGACACUCCAAGUGGAAGUUACACAUACAGCCAGAUAUCAAGGACACUCUGCCCCGACCCAGAUAAUGGUGAAAUAGUAGUCAGUCUGUCCACACUAAGUGACUUCAACAUUUCCUUUGUUUUAUGGGUUAAUAUAACCCAGAACUUUGACAUAGAAUUAUCCAGACAGUAUACUCUGAAGGUUUCACCAUCUGAGCCACAGUUCUACAGGUUUCAAUUCGACAAUGUAACAAGUUCGGCACUGCUGCAUGUAGAAUCCCACGAUUCUCCUUGCAUGACUCUUUCAAUCCAAAACAACUUGUGUCCUGUUUAUGACUUGGAAAGGACCAUCCAAUACCAAGGCUUAUGGCAGACGGUUAUGACCAAAGGAGGGAUAUUUUUAAGGAAGGAAGAGUUCCCCAAUGGCUUGUUUGUGGUGUUUGUUGUACAUAGCACAAACAUAGCUUGUACUGGCAAGAGGACUGGUGGGAACAGUGAUCAGGUCAAGUCUCUGACGUUCCAGCUAGAACGCAGCAUAGGCUACUGGGAUUAUGUCAUUGGCGUGGCGUCCGUGCUGGUGGUGUUUUUCGCCAUAUACCUUGCUGCGUUUCUGUUCGCACUAUGCUCUAAAAAGACUCUGCCAUUACAGCCACACUCAGUUGAGUCACCUAUAGAUGCAGUCAAUGCGCCACACUAUGCGGCUAUAUCUUCGUGUGCUACUACACCUACCACUUCAAUCUUCCCUGGAGGGUACAGUGACGACAGUGAUCCGGAUGAGACUGAUGUUGAUUUGCUCUAUGAUGCAGAUAGUUCUAAAGAAGUCAUCAGGACCAAACAGAUCCUGUUCCUGAGUGAUCUUGCCCAGAAGGAUCCUAGAGUGCUGAGUGUAAAGUCAAGUUUAUUUCUGUGGAUCAUGAUGACCGUGGCAGUUUUCUAUGCUUUACCAGUUGUCCAACUUGUGUUCACUUAUCAACAGGUUCUGUAUGAAACUGGAAACCAAGACCUCUGCUACUACAACUUUCUCUGUUCUCAUCGUCUCUUCUUCAUGAGUGACUUCAACCACGUAUUUUCUAACAUUGGGUACCUGCUGUUUGGUCUUCUGUUCAUCGGACUGACAUAUCGCAGACAGCGUAUCAGUCAUGCGGUGGGCUCCCACCUGGGUAUCCCCUACCACUACGGGAUGUUCUACGCUCUUGGCGUGGCUCUGUGCAUGGAGGGAGUGCUCAGUGCUUGCUACCAUCUUUGUCCUAACCAUUCCAACUUCCAGUUCGAUACAUCGUUUAUGUACGUGCUUGCUGUGCUAUCCAUGAUGAAGAUAUACCAGACCAGACACCCAGAUAUAACUGCCAGUGCUUACACCACAUUCGGAAUCCUGGCUCUGGUCAUAUUCCUCGGCAUGUUUGGUGUGCUCAACGGCUCAGAUUGGUUCUACAUAGUUUUCACUGUGAUGCACCUGUCGACUUGUUUGGUCGUGACUGCCCAAAUCUAUCACGUCGGCACAUGGAAAUUUAAUUUUGGGAUGUUUAGCAGAUUUAUGAACCAAUGUAAAAAUGACUACAUGGCAGGAGGCUUAAAACAAUCUUGUACACCGUUAUAUCCGGCUAGAAUGAUACUUUUAUUUUUAGCCAAUGUUGGUAACUGGGGCCUGGUAGCCGUGGGGUAUUACUUGCAUCUUGGAGAUUUCGCUACGUAUAUGCUCUCUAUAUUUUUAGCAAACCUUAUGAUGUAUUACUUCUUCUACAUUGUCAUGAAGUUGGUGUGUAAAGAAAAGAUUCUGAAACCACCCGCUAUUUACAUAGUGUUAUCAUUUGUGUUUUGGAUUGCUGGCCUUUACUUCUUCUACUAUAAAUCAAUCUCAUGGAAGUUGACACCUGCUGAGUCUCGUGCCUAUAAUCAGCACUGUGAGAUUUUAAGCUUCUUCGACAAACAUGACAUCUGGCACUUCCUAUCUUCAGGAGCACUCUUCUUCUCUUUUAUGGUGCUGCUGACUCUCGAUGAUGACAUAGCAGAGAAAGAUCGAAGAGUUAUUCCUGUGUUCUAGUGAAAACUAGGUUGAUUUAUUAAGUUUCAACGAUUUGUGAUAAAUGUUCUAAUAGAAUGUAUUUAUUUUUGUACUAUAAUUCAAUGCCACUAAUGGCAUCUGACCAAGUGCCACAAGUGUACUUAGAAGUACAAACUUCACCUUCUGUAUUAAUUUAAGGAUAUUAUAAAUGAGCAUAUUUGAGGAAAACAAUUUAAUGUUGCUUAGUCAAUUGAGCUUUAUUUACUUGAGUAGUCAUAUAACUAGUAGGUUAAAUCAGCAUAAGCAUAUUGGUUGUUUUUUACCCCUGACUAUUUGUAUUAAUUAUAAUUAAUUAAUAAAAAAGGUUUUUGUUUUAAUUCCAAUAAAAAUUAUUACCACAUGGAAAAUGUCCUGAGUAAAACGUCUAUCAUGAUCAGAACCUAACAGUUGAGGUUACUUAUUGUAUCUUGCUUCAUAGAACAUUAAAUAUCACAGAUAAAGGUGUCUUAAUCUUUAGAUAUUGAUCAAUAACAACUAAUUUGUUGAUAAUUUGUGUGCUGUUAAGUGUUUUAUAGUCAGUUAUGAGAAAAUUUAUCAGUAUGAUAUGAAUUCCUUGCUGAAGAUGUCACAAUGAUUUCUUCAUUACUAGUUUAAUCAAUAUAAUAAUAAUAAUAUGUUUUGACAGGUAAUCAAUCAUGACAUUUACAAUGGCAAAGAGCAAAAGCUCUGAUUUCAAAAUAUCACAUCAAAUUAUAAUAAUAUAUUUGUUGUCAUACUAAAGAAUGAUAGUGACAAAUAAUGUAUUAUUCAAAUCAGUUAAUAAAUAUUAGUCUAAUGACAAACAUUGUACUGUAUAAGAAGUUAGUAUUUUGUUAUUCGUUUUAUUAUUGUAAGUUUGAUGUUUGUUAAAUGCAAAAAAACAUAUUGGGAUCCCUGCCGUGGUCCUAACCGUUAGAUUGGUCCUAACUGUAAGAUUUAAUUUUGAUGACUUUGUGCUAUUUUGACCUCUAUGUCCUUAUUUUUAUUGCACAUGUAUAUUAUAUACAUGAUGCAGAUUUGCAUCGGUCAUUAGGUUACAUAUAGCAUCAGAAACCAUACUUUUGCUGAAUUUGGGUUGUAAUACUUGUUUUAAAACUAUCAAUUGCCUUGGGGCCAUUAUAAAAACAACUGUUCUACAUUAAUAUUAACCUUUGUUUUAGUCAAAAUUUUGGUACAUAUACUUUGGCAUCAACUUUGUUAAUGCAUUAUGAUGAAUGAAGAAUCAAUCAUUCAUAUUGAUAAUGGAUAUAAACAAAUAUAAAAUUAAGAAGAAAAUUCACAAGGCUGCAUACGAGUGUGCAUUUAGAUAUGUACAAAAAGCUCUUAGAUUUGGAGUGCAUAAACCCACAAGCAAUCAAAAACAAAAUUGUAGAGAAAUAUGUUUUCUUUGAAUGGUUACAGUUAGUACAGUAUUAGUAUAACUUUAGUAUAAGGAGAUGGAGAAUUUUCGUAGUAUAUUUAAAAUGAAUUUAUUAUUUUUAUGGGAAUAGAGGAAUAAUAUAUUUGUUACAAAUCAUAUAGUUUGUGUAGGCAAAACUCAUUACAUUUAUACGUAAAUUCAAUGCAAGAAUCCUUCAUAUAAACCGUGAAUAAUUUAAUUUUACAAAAUGUAUUUUGAUGACAUAUUUGAAAAAUUAAAUGACAGGUGUUGACUUGAUAUUUUGAGUAACUGUUAUUUUAAAAGUACUCAUAGCAAUCUCACAAAAUUAAGUAAAUCAUAAUAAGCUGUGCAUAUUAAUUUAGAUUAGGAUGAAGAAAAGUAAUCUGAUGACUACAAUAAAAUAUUAUUACAAUUUUGAACCUUGUGAGCUAAACACUGUGUAUGUUUGAUUUUAUCCGCAGUUAAAUUAGUAAGAGUUAUUAAUCAAUAUAAUGCUGUUAAAUUUAAUUCAUACAAAAUACCUUGGUGUCUUUUUAGUUUUAGAUGCAAUUUAUUUUACACAAUCUUUGAAAUGUAAGUAAAACUAUUAUUUCUGAUUAUUGUACAUGUCAUUUACCCACCAUAAUGUAUGGCAAUGUACUAGUCUUUAGGACAAAAUACAUUUAAACUAAAGUUACCAAAGUUUAUGUAUUAAGAAAUGAAAACUUUAAGGAGCUCCCUAUUAUGAUAGUCUUAAGUUGUCUUUCAGUUUGUACUUGUCACCCACAUUAUUUUUAGUAAACUAGUGAUAGUGUUGUGUAAAGCUUACAGUUUAAUUAAUUUUCAAUAAUUUCUUCUUUUUGUUUAAAAUGUUAGUACCAUAUCUCAUGUGUUAUGUUUUAUCUAUAAUAGAAGACAAGUGAAUUGUUACAGUACUCUUAUGCAUUUUAAGAUCAUGUUUUCUCUGCUUUUGUACAGUGACAUAACUGAUAAUCAUUAAUUAUGCAUAGUUAUUUUAUUGAUAUUUUAUCUAUUAUUCAUAUGUAUUAAUUUUGUAUGUUCCUUAUGUACUAGAUUUUACGUUACUUAUUAAAGUUUUGUAAAACA
This is a messenger RNA of Homalodisca vitripennis (glassy-winged sharpshooter), 5074 nucleotides long. RefSeq names its product SID1 transmembrane family member 1-like. The record is from RefSeq and is a predicted model, not a curated record. The coding region runs from base 259 to 2607 and encodes 782 amino acids. Gene Ontology annotation, cellular component: membrane. The transcript has 16 exons. NCBI's taxonomy places the organism in Eukaryota, Metazoa, Arthropoda, Insecta, Hemiptera, Cicadellidae.